GCCUACCUCACUACUCAGUUGACUAGAAAAAUAAGAAAGCCUGUAUAGUGGAGAUGGCAGCAGGAAGUAGGGAAAUCUUAGGCAAACUCACAGCAAGCAAAUGCCCUUCAGAACCCUUAUACCCAUCUUCCCUUGGCUGUCCUUUUCCCCGGCGACAAUUCUGCUUUCGUCCUCCAUUCCCUUUGUUUCCAUCGACGCUGCUUCAGAGAAAAAUGCAAGUGAGGACAAAGAUGGUGAGCAGGCCGGUGGCGACUCUCACCACUGAGGUGGCGUUAGUGAAAGCUAAUUCGGUAGAAAUACCAUUGAAGCUGACAGCUAUAGUGACUGUAAGGAAAAACAAGAUGGAGAACAUGAAAGAGAUAAUGCUUAACUUGCUAGAUGGGUACCCUAAACUGAGCCAGAGAGAUAAGGGUGUUGUUCUUCAGCUUGUUAGCAAUGAUCUAUAUCCUGACAAAAUGAGCUUACAGCUAAGCAAGGAGGCCACACUGGAUUGGUCAAAGAGUUUAUUAAAGACUGGAGAUGAGAAAACAACUUACAAAGUUGAGUUCAUGGUGGAUUCAAACUUUGGCGUGCCAGGAGCCAUCACAGUAAGCAACAGGUACCAAGAGGAGUUCUUUUUGGAAAGCAUCAUCAUUGAAGGGACUGUGCAUUUUGUUUGCAACUCUUGGGUUCAACCAGAGAAAGAUCAUCCACAGAAAAGAAUCUUCUUCUCAAACAAGGUUUAUUUACCUUGUGAGACACCGGAAGGACUAAAAAAGCUAAGAGAGGAAGAGCUGAGGCAACUCCGGGGUGAUGGGGCAGGACUUCGGAAACUUUCUGAUAGAAUAUAUGAUUACGACGCAUAUAAUGACUUGGGAGAUCCAGAUAAAGGACCUGAACAUGAGAGGCCAACGCUGGGAGGUCCAGAGAAUCCGCAUCCAAGAAGGUGUCGAACUGGGCGUCCUCCAGCCAGCUCUGAUAAAAAUGCAGAGUCACCGGUUUCUGUUUCCAUGCCUAUGUAUGUGCCAAGAGAUGAAUCCUUAGGGGAGCUCAAAAGAAGCGCUUUCAGUCUGGGAAAGUUGAAAGGAAUUGCCCGGAAUGUGAUUCCUUCCUUAAUCACCACUGUCUCAGAUUACAGUGUUUUUGAGGAGUUUUCUGACAUCAGUGAUCUCUACAAGGAAAAGUCUCCUGAAAAAAUGUCUCGCAAAGGAACAACGAAGUUUCCUCUGACAAAGAUGCUGAACACGUUUCAGGAAUUCGUAGAAGAAUUUUUCAAGUUUGAUCCACCAAAAAUCAACUCCAGAGAUGUUUCAUGCUGCUUGCGAGAUGAUGAAUUUAGUCGUCUGACCCUUGCUGGCAUAAAUCCCCUCAGCAUUGAAAGGCUGAAGGUUUUCCCCCCAAGAAGCAGAUUGGAUCCAUCAGUCUAUGGACCCCCGGACUCCGCACUGAAAGAGGAACAUAUUGUAGGCCAGUUAAAUGGAAUGUCUGUGCAACAGGCACUGGAACAGAACAAGCUGUUCAUAUUAGAUUAUCAUGACGCUUACCUUCCAUUUCUAGACCGCAUAAAUGCUCUUGAAGGUCGUAAAGCUCAUGCAACUCGUACAAUUUUCUUCUUGACCCCGAUGGAAACCCUCAAGCCCAUUGCAAUUGAGCUCAGUCUUUGUCCUGUUGAUCCCAACACACCAUCAAAGCAGGUUCUCUCGUCUCCAGUCGAUGCGACCACAAAUUGGCUUUGGCAACUAGCCAAAGCUCAUGUUUGCUCCAAUGACGCUGGAGUACAUCAGCUUGUUCAUCACUGGCUGCGUGUCCAUGCGUGUAUGGAACCAUUCAUAAUAGCAGCUCACCGACGGUUGAGCACGAUGCAUCCGGUCUUCAAGCUUCUUGAUCCCCACAUGCGCUACACUCUGGAAAUAAAUGCACAAGCUCGUGAGACACUCAUCAAUGCUGGAGGUGUCAUUGAGACUGACUUUACUCCUGCCAAAUACUGCAUGCUGCUCAGUUGUGCUGCCUAUCGAGAUUGGUGGCGCUUUGACAUGGAGGGCUUACCUGCAGAUCUCAUCAGAAGGGGAAUGGCGAUACCAGAUCCAACCCAGCCUCAAGGGUUAAGACUGCUCAUUAAAGACUACCCUUAUGCCACUGAUGGGCUCCUGAUAUGGUCUGCAAUUGAGAAAAUGGUCCGAGCAUACGUUAACUACUACUACCAAGACUCAAACAAAGUCCAAGCAGACAACGAACUUCAAGCUUGGUACAAGGAGUCAAUCAACGUGGGUCACGCUGAUGUUCGUGAUUCUAGUUGGUGGCCUAAACUUUCUACCCCGGACGAUCUUGCUUCAAUCCUCACGACUAUUAUCUGGAUUGCAUCAGCGCAACACGCCGCCUUGAACUUUGGCCAAUAUCCAUACGGUGGAUAUGUCCCAACCCGACCACCACUAAUGCGCCAACUAGUGCCGAGGGAGCAAGAUCCUGAGUAUGCAGAUUUCAUCAAUGACCCACAAGGAUACUUCCUAUCAUCUUUACCGAAUUUGUUCCAAGCAACAAAAUUUAUGGCUGUAAUAGACAUAAUAUCAGCACACUCACCUGAUGAGGAGUACAUUGGAGAGAGAGAUUUGUCAGCCUGGUCAGGAAACAAUGAAAUCACUGAAGCAUUCUACAAAUUUUCAAUGGAGAUAAGAAGGAUUGAGAAGGAAAUUGAGAAAAGAAAUGCUGAUCCAAACCUUAGGAACAGAUGUGGAGCUGGGAUUACACCAUAUGAAUUACUCAUUCCAAGCUCAGGACCAGGUGUUACAGGUCGAGGGGUACCUAAUAGCAUAACUGUAUAAGGUUCAACUAGUUUGUAGCAGAAAAUCAAGGUUGUAUCACACU
Molecule: messenger RNA, 2841 nt
Organism: Rubroshorea leprosula
Lineage: Eukaryota; Viridiplantae; Streptophyta; Magnoliopsida; Malvales; Dipterocarpaceae
Source: the annotation of a GenBank genome assembly